Molecule: messenger RNA, 2621 nt
Organism: Exophiala xenobiotica
Lineage: Eukaryota; Fungi; Ascomycota; Eurotiomycetes; Chaetothyriales; Herpotrichiellaceae
Exons: 1
Coding region: 117-2459 (780 amino acids)
Source: RefSeq, a predicted model, not a curated record
GUCAUGCUACGUGACAUCGAUGCCACACUUCGUACGGCGUCAAUCUAUUCCUCCAAAUCGACACAGCAUUUGCGUUACCUUUCUCAUGGCUGUUCUGAUGUUGAAGUGCUGUAAUAAUGACGAGCCCUAGCCCGCCAAAAAAGCGACGCAUAUCUGAUUUCUUCAGACCCUACAUCAACCGCACAAUUCCAGCGAAGCGAUCAUCACCCUCGACUGUAGCGGCCAAGCAGACGCGCAGCCCUAGCCCCGACCUUGAAAUCACUCGAGUGGUGUCUUCUCCCAGGACUGACAGGAGAGCGAACAGUCCUGAUAUAGAAAUCACCCGAGUAGUGACGACACCUAAAAGCAGAAGACCACGAGCAGACGAGAAGCUACUAACGCCGAAAGCUCCUACGUUCUCACCCUUGACCGCACCAGGCUCGGGUGUUCAGUCAAUUCCUUUCCGCAGUCCUCGACCCAAAGACCCUAUAGAGUCCCCUUUGACUUCCAAACAGCCCUCCCUUCUUAGCGCAGACAGAAGGAGAAGCUCGCCAUCACCCACGCCCAUCAAACGCACUACGUUUGUCAACGCACCCACCUCGACGCAAGCAGUCUUCCGCAAUGGCGAAGUAAUCGCGAUACGCGACUCGGACGACGAUGACACGGCAUCACUCGAUUCGUUGGAGUCGCUAAGUGGUCUAUUUGGAAGAAAGAAGAACGGCAAUGUUACAUCACGCUCUUCUUCCCCGGAAGUAGACGAGGAGAAGCUUGAGGCUGAGCGAAUCAAGACGCUAAGCGCCUUCACGAGAGGGAGGUCCGAUCCCUUGGUCGGCAAGGACAAAUUGCGUGCCCUGCAUGCCCGACAAAAGGCGACCAAUUUCGACAUUUCAGGUAUUAUAGGCGACCAUUUCGACGACCAGGGGAUUGAAGAGAAGGUCCGGCAGUCACGGACCGACUACGAAGCAUCAGAAGGCCCGUCAGAACGAGAUGAUAUCCUGGGUCUGGAUAGAAAAUUGCUUGCGACUGUCGCUACGAAUGAUGAAGAUGGGCAUGACGGAGUAUCUAGGCUCAUGGACGCAGUGGAACGUACCGAAGCUCUUUCUGCAGAUCGAGUGUUCUUGUUCUUCGGCGCUGACGGGGUGAAUGACUGGAAAGACGAGGUUCCUGUGCGGUAUGAGUUCCCGGAUGAUGCGAUCCCCGAAGACCUCUGGCGUGUAGGAGACGAUGACUCGAGAUCACGGGCUUUUAAGUCCGGGUAUAUCGCCGACCUCGCUGCUCAAGGACGACUAUCAGACAAGGCGCUGACCUGGACGUUCGAUAGCGUCGUGCUUGAACGGCAGGACGACCUAGCGAACGCGUAUAUUGAAUGCAUACGCAACUCGAGCGCUUCAUGGACCAGGAAUAACGUCACGGCUCAGGAUGUCCAGACUGUCUUCCAGACACUGGGGGCUGAUGUGUCCAAUUUUCAGGACGCGGUGACGAUCCAUCCAAAGUACCGUGUGGCAAGCGAGCCUGUCAGGCGUGAUCCGAAAUAUCUACUCGCGGCAUUGGAUCUGUUCCUGUCAAUAUGUCAGGACAUGGAUUUUUUGGCACUCAGCAAACUGACUUCGCUGGUAUGUCGGUUAGCUAUUGAUGCCGAGCUCAUGAGCGACGGUCGAGUAUCUGUCAAGGUCGAGGAGAUUCUCGAAUCUCUGCUCAACUUGUCCGAUCCUGAUAUGCGCUCUCACAUCUUCGAGAGGAUGAUCGCUGAUGUCGGACACCAUCUGAAAGACGCCACCCUGCAAGCUCACUUGCUAGGUCACAUCUUACCGGUCUCGCCCGCUGCGAUUAGGGCCCGCCUGAUCCUGGCGCAGACGUUCUUUCUAGGUGCUGAGAGCCGGAAGGAUGGGAGUUGCCUGCCUGAGACCGGAUAUCUCGAGAUUCUGACACAGCAUGUUUCGAAGUCACUUUUCUUCAGUCCCAAACGGCACCGAGAUCCCAAGAACAUGGACUAUACAGCCCUUCGUGCUCUGACCCAUGUCCUUGACGUUGCAGUCGCUUACGCCGGUCGUCCUGCGAAUUUCGAAUCCCGCACAGACGAGGUCGCGUUCAACAAGUCUGUCGACAGGAUGGCUGAAGCCGUCCGGACCACGCUGGUCUCGAUCAUUGAUACGGGCGCGUCACAUCUUAGCCGCACCGAGGCAAAAGCCGCUUUGCAGUCGCUCUAUUGGCGUUUAUUGUACAGUGUGCGGACAGAACCGCGGCCGAAGAAGAAUAUUUUCGACCCCAGGACGGGCCAGCUACGAGAUACAAUGGACUUUCGCAGCGAGGAAAGGAGCAAGAAUCUUUUGCAGCGGUUUUUGAAAAAGGAAGAGAUUCAAAUGGAAGGCGGUACAGACGAAGGCCCAACUGAUCCUGAUAAGAACAUGAACUGGUUAGGGUCUUCGGAACCCUCAGAGUCCGAGAGGCUGAUUCGCAAGCAAUUAGGCCUGAGCGAGUAAUAGAUGCAUGCUGUAUUACUGUGAAUGUGGUUUGGGGAGGUUCUGAAACAAUGUAUUCCAAGCAUGGCGUUGGUGGACAAGGUGUUAUUUUGCUCCAAAGGAUGCCAUUACUUUGCAAUAUCAUGGAUGACUGUCAACGUUUAUGUUGGCAUAACAGUAUGA